Molecule: messenger RNA, 1461 nt
Organism: Cetraspora pellucida
Lineage: Eukaryota; Fungi; Glomeromycota; Glomeromycetes; Diversisporales; Gigasporaceae
Source: the annotation of a GenBank genome assembly
AUGUGUGGGAUCUUUGCAGCUUUUAAUUAUCAAGGUGACAUCCACAACUUUCGUCGGCGGGCUCUAUUACUUUCUAAAAGAAUAAGACAUAGAGGCCCUAAUUGGAGUGGGUGUGAGAUUUCUGGUAACAAUAUCAUUUGUCACGAACGACUAGCCAUAGUUGGUGUUGAAAGUGGAGCUCAGCCACUCACUAAUGAUGAUAAAUCUAUAAUUCUUUCGGUUAAUGGUGAAAUUUAUAAUCACAAAACUUUAAGAAAACAACUUAAAGAUGGGGUACAAUUCAAGACUCGAAAUCGAUUUAUUGCUGCACGUGAUCCUAUCGGUAUCACUACACUUUAUCAAGGCUGGUCAUCAAAGUCUCCCAGCACUGUUUAUUUCGCUUCAGAGUUAAAAGCACUUCAGGAUGAUUGUGAUAAAAUCAUUUCAUUUCCUCCGGGCUUUAUAUAUGAUUCUGAAACUGGUGAGACGACAAGAUACUACCAACCUAUAUGGUGGAAUAAUGAUUUCAUACCAACUACUUCAAUCGAUUAUAGCUUAUUAAGGAAAACUAUGAUCAGAGCUGUUCAAAAAAGAUUAAUGAGUGAUGUUCCAUUCGGUGUCUUGUUAAGUGGUGGUUUAGAUUCAAGUUUAAUCGCUGCAAUUGCAACAAGGGAAGCUGCUAAAUUAGCUGCUUCUCAAGACGGUCUCGAAGAUGAUGAACUUGAUGAACCUGCACGUUCAGUUGCUGAAUUUCUUGGCACUGAUCAUCAUGAAUAUACCUUCACUAUUCAAGAAGGUCUUGAUGCUCUUCACGAUGUCAUAUAUCAUUUAGAGACUUAUGACGUAACAACUAUUAGAGCUAGUACUCCAAUGUAUUUAUUAUCGAGAAAAAUUAGUGGAAUAGGCGUUAAAAUGGUCUUAAGUGGUUAUCUAUAUUUCCAUAACGCUCCAUCUGCUGCAGAUUUUCAUAAAGAAACUGUCGCACGUGUAAAGAACUUGCACACUUCUGAUUGUUUGCGUGCCAAUAAAUCUACAAUGGCUUGGGGACUUGAAGCUCGAGUACCAUUCUUGGAUAAAGAUUUACUUGAUGUUGUGAUGACAAUUGAUCCUGAAGAAAAGAUCCACAAAGAUGGAAAAAUGGAAAAAGAACAAUUUUCUGAUGGCGUGGGCUAUAGCUGGAUUGAUUCUCUCCGUGACAUUAGCGAAAAAUCUGUUACCGAUGAACAAUUAGCAAAUUCUGCUAAACGUUGGCCUAAAGAUCCUCCACAAACUAAAGAAGCUUAUUGGUAUAGAGAACAAUUUGAUAGUUUAUUCCCAGGUGAUUAUUGCACAGAAAGUGUUGUAAGAUGGAUUCCAAGAAAAGAUUGGGGAUGUUCCGAAGAUCCAUCCGGUCGUGCCCAGAGUGUUCAUAAUUCUUCUUAUAAACAAGAUGAUUUGAUGCGAUACCAACCUCGUGAACAUAUUUCCGAGAGUCAACUAUAG